AUGACGUUGGACGUGGUUUCCAUGGAGCACAGCAAGAGCUUCAUCUUCGCCUUGCAGGAACUUAAGAAUCUGAGGCCUCAACUCUAUUCUGCUGCAGAGUACUGCGAGAAAUCUUAUCUCCAUAGUGAUAAAAAACAAGUGGUGCUUGACAACCUGAAAGAUUAUGCUGUAAGAGCCCUUAUUAAUGCUGUUGAUCAUCUGGGAACAGUGGCUUACAAGUUAACCAACCUUCUUGAGCAGCAAACCUUUGAUGUCUCAACCAUGGACUUGAAGGUGUCUACGUUGAAUCAGAAACUUCUUACAUGUCAUGUUUACACUGAUAAAGAAGGUCUUCGGCAACAGCAGUUGUUGGCAUUCGUUCCCAGACAUCAUAAGCACUACAUUUUGCCAAAUUCUUUCAAUAAAAAGGUACAUUUCAGCUCACACAGACUGACUAAUGCAAGACAAAAUCUAUUCCGAAUCAGAACACGUCUUCCUUCUUCAGGUACCCCUAUUUCAAAAACUCUUUCAUGGCAUUUAGCAUCAGAAACUAAGUCUACCUUAAAAAAACAGACUUCCCGCACUUCAAAAAACCCCAAGGACUCCAAAUUUUCUACCAAAACCUCUGGAGUUUUCCACCUUUUAGAUAGUGAAGAGCGUAAAUGGAUGAAACCCUCAGCACCACAACUUCACUUAACAAAUGGAAUUCCUACUUCUAGAGCUGCCACCCAAAAUUUUGGUGUCACAGGCGAGGAUGCAUUGAAGAGUUCCAAACCAAUGACAAUACUUGGGUCCAUUGAAGAUCAAAAUGGACGUCAGGUUGCCCAAGUUCAUAGUCGCAGUAAAAGUGUGCUAUCUACUUUCUUUAUCAAGCAAAAGGCUUCUAAGUUGAAGGCAGGUUCUGUGUUAUGA
Sphenostylis stenocarpa is the source of this 891-nucleotide messenger RNA. Lineage: Eukaryota; Viridiplantae; Streptophyta; Magnoliopsida; Fabales; Fabaceae. The record is from the annotation of a GenBank genome assembly.